UUUUCAGAAUGUCAGUUAACGUUUCAAGGCGAUGAGUAUAGAGCUAAGGAGUACCAUCUCGCAGAUGAAUGAGUCAAAAUGUUUCCCUCGACCUCGACCUCAACCCUUUUUUAAAUAAUAAUGUAAUGAAAAUCAUCGACGUUUGACCACUAUCUGCUGGCAAGCGAUGAUACGGCCUACGAUAGAGCACCCCUGCCUAUAAGCAACCUACCUUAUUAUAAUGUAUUAUCUAUGAAGCAACUUAUUGACGCUGACCUUGAAGACAUGUUGUAUCUUUGGGAGAAUACAAACUCUGCACAUUUAGAAGAGGUCUAGCGUAGCUGUCUACCCGUAGUAGCGUUACUGAAACAAAAGUUUAGCGGCAAUUCUUCGUUUUGAAUUUUCUUGUUUUGCCGUAUUUAAUUAUAUUAAAUAUAUUUAGACCUAAACUUUCUUGAUCUCCGAUUCUUGUGCCACUUUGACAGUUGCCAACCCUAUUAAUGGACAAUGUUAGGUAUGAACUUUUGCGGCACCCCUCACAGUGUAGUAGAGACAGAUGUCAAACACAAGUGUCAAAUAACAAAAGCAGCAAGUAAGACAACUGACCGAACGCUUUUUUGGGUAAAGCGAUUGCUUCGAAUAUAAUAAUGACAACAUGAAAUAAUUAAACAGCGCCAACCGCGUAAAUAAUUUACUGCGCUCGCGGCAUAACAUUGUGAUAACAGUAGUAUGUGCGUCUAUAUUAUAAUAUAACUGGGCGCGUGUGUGUUUGCGGUGACUUGUGUCAUUGAUAUUGAUUUCUUUUAUUUUCUGAGAGAACAAUUCGAAAAUGAUUUAGUCGGAUCAGUGGGUGCUUCGUGCCAUUCGUUGACUGUGUGACGAUAAAGAGCAGUUAACAACGAAUAAUAUGUUUGGUGUCGAAAGCCGUGUGUGAUAAUGUGCGGACAAAAUGAAAACUAAGAGUUUUUUGCUGUUUUCGACGUCGGUAUUUGCAAUAAGUAUAUUUCUCAUAGUAUUCCACUCGCAGCCGCCGCAGUCUAUUCAAAGUAUUGUCACGCAAACACAUCAGCACCUAAAGGAUUUUCAGGCGUCGUUAUCCCAGCAGGAGAAUUUGCGGGAUGUGGAGGAGAACCACCUGGUGCAGGAGGAGCAGUACUCGCGGCUGCUGGGGCUGGACGGCCACCAGGAGCUGUGGCACAACACCACGCUGCCUGCGCUCGUGACGUACGCGCGCAACGACGCGCACGCUGAGGCCGUCAGCUUCAUCCGCGCCGCCGCUAAGCUGCCCUACACAGUGCUGCUCUACAAUCUUGGAUUGAAACCUUACUCCUUAUCUGUGGUUUCCAACUACUGUAACUCUUCGAAAUGUGCCAUCAUCGACCUGGAUCUGGACACGUUCCCGUCGCAUGUAAGCGAUGAGAGCAUUCACGCCGUGCGCCCGCUCGUCAUACAGCACGCUUUGAGCCGCGUAGGUGGUGUCAUAUUCUGCGAAGCGUCGCAGCGAUGGGCGGGCACGCCGGCCGAGCUGGCGGCGCUGUGGUCGCGCGCGGCGGCGGGCGGCGGCGUGCUGGCCUGGCCGCGCCGCGCCGCCGUCACCAGCCUCACGCACCCGCGCAUGUUCCACUACUUCCACGCCACCAUCGACGACUUCCUCUUCGUGCAGAUGAUGGACGUGACGCGGCUCAUCGUCGUCAACAAGCCCUCCGUGGUGGACAUCAUGCGCCCCUGGAUACAGUGCGUGCUCACCCUCGAUUGCAUCAUGCCAAUAGGUGCACAGUCAGUAGGCUGCAGGUUCGAUAAGAAGCCGCAGUACCGGUACUCGGGCUGCCACGGGCAGGACGCGUCGGCGCUGAGCAUCGUGCUGGGGCUGCGCUCGGGCUUCGAGGAGUCGGCGUACGUGGUGCGCGCGCGCGCCCGCUGGCGCUCGGUGAGCGCGGCCGCGGCGCGCGCCGAGCUGCGCCAGCUGCUGCGGAACUCCACCGAGGACUACCGCACCGACCACGCCGCCGCCGCCGACGCGCUCACGGCGCACGCCGCUUGAAGCCCGCGACUGUUGGGGCUACGGGAGACGACGACGACGGUUAGAAUUAAGAUAAAAAAUAAUUGGAUAUGUUAGUGAGACCAAAUUUUGACAUUAUUUGAUAUCAUUCCAUUUGAUGAAAAUACGCCAAAUAGAUGAGAUUUUGUUGUUUGAAUUUUGAAAAUUCGUAUUGGUUUAGAAAUUAGUGAAAGACAUAUUUAUUAGACGAAUAAGUACAAGGCAUAAUUCAGAGAGUCGUUAGCAAUCCUAGGUAAUGUUGAGGAGAUAAGCUGAGUAUGAGUAUUAGCAGCUAUUAAUUUGCCAUAUUGGGUACAAAGUAACAUUGUUCGUUUUAGUGUAUUUCGGAGCCUGCGAUAGAUGUAAUGUUACCUUUGUCAAUUGUUUAUAUUGUCUAAAUUCUAAAUGUUUAACAGUAUUGUUUGUUACUGAAUAAUUUCGUUACAGCAAUCAUGUAUUUGCUACCUUGAAAAGGUGCGGAGCACGAGUGGAUGCGAGUUACUUGUUGUUUACCAUUUAUUUUGUAUUGUAGUAUUAUUUUAUUUGAUAAAUUAUUCUCGUUUCGAGCGAGAAAGGUGCUGACCGAACUGGCAGCGUAAUGACGACUGAAACAUUUGCGCAAACACCACGAAGCUGCGAUCCUACGUGUAGGCUGUGCCGCAGUCCUGCACUGCUAACCAAGUACAAAGAAGCCGCGUGCGGAGUAACGAACGAACGAGAUACUGUCGCCAGCUGUGAAAUUAUUUACUAGGAACAUAAUUAUUUUGUGUAGAUUGAGUUGUACAUAAGUUUGUACAUUAGACGUUAGUAUGUAAAGUAGAGGUACAUGUUUCGUGAUUAUUGUUAGUUUAAGUUGGCGGAGCACGCCGGUCGUGUGACGGCCCGCGUCCAGCGCGUACUGCUAUGUUAGUGGUUAGUGCAUCGAUACUCAUUAGUCAUAAUUUAUACGUGAGCCUUUUAUCGAGCAAUAUUAUACUUUACGUUAAGUACACCGUAGCGCGUGCUACACCGCGCAGUCGCAACAUACCGGCUACAUAUUGGCUCAAAUGUGGCUUUUUUUAAAUUGUUUAAUUUCUAAAACUGUGUACCUACCUACAUAAUAGGCUAGAGAUGCAAGCUAUUUAUUUAAUUUUGUCUUCAUUUUUAUGUCAAUGAAUUAGAACAAAUAUUUCUGUCUUAAAAUGCAGCAGUUUAUGAAACAAAGCCCUUUAUAAAGUGGCACAGAAUAUAUUAUUGAAAUCAUUAUAAGUAUACAAGAUAUAGUUCACCUAUUUGGCCAUCAAACAGCAACCAGUGAUUAUAUAACAGCCGGGUAUUUUACGUACCGCCAAAUAUUUUGAUACAGGAUUUUGUCAUGGUUCAUUAUCUAUUAUAUAAAAAUAAGUCGGGUUUUCCUUCCUGACGCUAUAACUCCAGAACGCACAAACCGAUUUCCACGGUUUUGCAUUCGUUGGAAAGGUCUCGGGCUCCGUGAGGUUUAUAGCAAAAGAAAUUCGGGAAAACUUCAAGAGAAAAGCAAGAAAACGGGGAAACCAUUGGUGGCGAAACGGAGUUCGCCAGGUUUGUUAGUUAUUUAUAAAUACUUUUAUACAAGUGUCCACCUAGUAAAUGUGUUGCGUGUUGCGCCACACGUUACAUCGCGCGGAGGGCCGUGCGUCCGUCAGUGUAAGGACGUAACGAACGGUGCAUAUCGGUGUUUUAUUUUGAUGUAUUUUGUGAUGACACCAGGUUUGGUUGUGAACUGUUAUCAACGCUAGUUGUGUACCUGCAUGCACGACCUACUUAGUUCGCCGCAUCCAAUGUGAUAUACUUAAGUAUUUAUUAGUAGCGUGUGCCUGUACACGGCGCCCGGCGAGACAGAACGAGUACCGCACGAAUAUCAUUACGUUCAUCGAUUUUUAUAUUGUCCUCAUAUUCUCGUAACAUACGAAAUCCCAAGUAAAUCAACAUGAACUCGAAUAAUAUGAGAAUCGAAACAUGCAGUCACUACAACUCAUAUAUAAGUAUUAUACCAUAUUGUAAUAUGAUUGUAUUAGAGCACAUUUAUCAUAGCUGUAUCACACUUUUGUAAAGACCUAUACAUAUUUAUUUUGAGAUUGAUCGCGUAUACCUAUAGCCUCUAAAUUUAAGGAUCUCACAGUUACUUAACGCAGCUUAAAUUAAGAGUUUGUACCUAUCUGUAAUCAUGACCAACAUUUACGUAAGUUUGUAAUGUUUUUACUGUAAAUUUGGAUACUGGGAACUGCUAAUUGUUCAAAAUUUCAUCACAUUCUCUUUUAGUUUGUCGCAGUUAGUGAAAACAACAUUUGUAAAUGCCACGGGUAACAUAAUUCGUAGAUAAUUCUGUUUAGAGACAACGAAGGCAGCGUUGAACCGUAGUGUGCUCUCCUCUGUAAUGAUCUAGUAGACUCGAGUACUUGUAGCGAGUGAGCAGCCGCUGUGCCGAGAUUAUGUUCUGAACGAAUAGUGGUGAGCAAGUUGCCAGCUGUAGUAGCGUCGCGGACGGCGCCGAGCCGUGCCGCGUUAGUUAAUACGAGAUCUAGUCCUUAUGGUAAUAAAUAAUAAGUUGGAUUUUCAAAUACAUUUCAAACACGUUCGUAGUGCGUUGCAAUACUUGAGCCAACUGAGCGAUGAAAGCAAUUGUCGAUUAUUGUGACUACACUUAAGAUACAAGUUAAUGAAUUGCAUUAUUACAAUUAUUUCAAGUUCCUAUUGGCUAAAAUAGUAAUUUGAUGACCGCGCAGAAUUACACUAAUUACCCAUUGGCGUAGAACACGGCUCAUAUCUAGGUACCUAUACAAUUUUAUUGAAUGUUGGCUCAGUGAUGGACAACGCAUUACGCACUUGUUGAAAUCUAUUUGGUAAAAUAGAUAAUAUUGUACUGCUUAUAUUAACCCUUUUGAAAUUUGUAAAACCUAAUGGAUAGGAUACGUAUAUACUUACUAAAUUUAUACAAUGUAAUUGAUAUAAAUACGACCACGUUUGAACUGUAGUGUUCUGCCAAAUGCAUCACAUUUUUGUAACAUGUUUGUGUAACAGUAACAGUGAUGCAAGAGACGCGCUGUUGCAUAACGGAGUAUUUGUAUCUUUCCCUCGCACUCUACUUAGGUUUAAUUGUAAAAUUAUAUCGAGAUACGCAAAUCAUGCUACUGCUGUACGUGACUUUUUACUAAUGAUCCUAUUUUUACCUUUUCCGUUGGAACCAUUUCUACUUCUAUUAUUUUCCGAGUGUCGCAAUCGUGUUGAACCCGAAGUUGCGUGCCAAACAUUUUGUAAAACCUCGCAGCGGGUUCCAUAGACCGACACCCCCGAUGGGCACAAAGACUCAAUACUUUAAACUUUCUCUAUCAGUUACUUUGCUUACUUAGCUUUGUUUUACUUCUUCGAAUAAGUCCCCGACAGCAGUCGCGUGUUUGCGUUCGUGUGUGUGUCCGUGUGCAUGUGUGUGAAUGCCUGCUGUAUGAUUAUUGAUCUUGUUUAGCGUAUUUUUUAAACAAAUGCAGCUUUUACAUACGCAUAUCUUUAUCAACAAGUGAUAAAUUAUUUAUUAAACGAUGAUUAUGACAUUC
Spodoptera frugiperda (fall armyworm) is the source of this 5586-nucleotide messenger RNA. RefSeq lists its product as uncharacterized. NCBI's taxonomy places the organism in Eukaryota, Metazoa, Arthropoda, Insecta, Lepidoptera, Noctuidae. The transcript has 5 exons. The record is from RefSeq and is a predicted model, not a curated record. Bases 929 to 2020 code for a protein of 363 amino acids.